Molecule: messenger RNA, 1533 nt
Organism: Cervus elaphus (red deer)
Lineage: Eukaryota; Metazoa; Chordata; Mammalia; Artiodactyla; Cervidae
Gene: SAXO4
Product: protein phosphatase 1 regulatory subunit 32
Exons: 14
Coding region: 130-1416 (428 amino acids)
Molecular function (GO): phosphatase binding
Source: RefSeq, a predicted model, not a curated record
UCUCCUGGCCUGGCCGCCUCCCCUAGGGCUCAGGCGUCUCUGGAGCAGCUCCUGCCUCCUGCAGCCUCUUGCCUGACCUCAGAGCCCCUGCGGAGGGCAGGCCCCCAGGGGGCCCUGCCCCACAGCACCAUGAUGGGAAAACUCCCCCUGGGGGUUGUCUCCCCUUACGUGAAGAUGAGUUCGGGGGGCUGCACAGACCCUCUGAAAUUCUACGCCACCAGCUACUGCACAGCCUACGGUCGGGAGGAUUUCAAGCCCCGCGUGGGCAUUCACGAAGGCACAGGCUACAAAUCAAAUUACCGGCCUGUGGUCUCCUACCAACCGCAUCUCGAUGCCCUGGAUAACCCGGCCAUGGGGGAACAAGUCUGCAACAAUUUCCAGACAGUGACCAGUCAGAGUUACCGCCCCCUGGAGGUGCCCGAUGGCACAUACCCACUGCCCAGGAACUUGCACCAGACCAGCUCUGGCUACUCUCGGGAGAAAGCCAGUGCAGUCACCCCCAUCAAGGAGGUGAGGAAGGUCCAUUUUGACACCCAGGACUAUGGGCCCCAGGCCAUCACGGGGCUGGAGCCCAAGAAUGUGCCCCUCCUCCACCAGCAGCAGAACAAGGGCUCGCUGGAGUGGGAGAAUGCCCGACAUGGCCCCCGCUUCAUGACUUCCGAGUAUAAUUCCAAGUAUCUCAAGGAGCCGUCACAUCAGCCAGAUCUCUUGCAGAAGAAUUCAAUUGGUGCCAAGGAGGAGACUGGCUUCACCGAAGAGUCCAACAAGAACCCCAUCGUCUUCCAGCCGCCCUCCCAGGCCCUUCCUGGGGACCCAGUCCUCCUCCCCAGCCGGAGUGUCACCAAGUCGGACUUUCUCCCCAUUUCCCACCCUCAUGGGGAUGAGUUCCUGCCGGUGCUGGCCAGAGGCUCCGAGCGAGAGACGGCCUUCAGCCGAGUGAACGAGAGGACCCUGAAUCCCAGAGUACCCCCUCCCUGCCCAGAACCCAGCAGCAUGAACCAUUGGCAAUUCCAGUCUCCCCAGAGGAUGCAACAGACAAAUGUUGCCCUGCUUGGCCGGGAGACCGUGGGCAACAAGGAGCCCUCAGGGUUCAGCCUUAACAACCCCAGCUAUGUUCGGAGCCCCUAUGACCCUGACAUGGAUAAUCGCUACCUGACCACCUACAACCAAGGAUACUUCGAGAACAUCCCCAAGGGUCUGGACCGUGAGGGCUGGACUCGAGGUGGCCUGCAGCCCCAGAAGCCAGGAGGCUAUGCCCUCAACAACCCGGUCACCCGCCUGGAGGCCACCCCCAACCCCACGGAGAGCCUGAGGCGCCUGCACCCUCACGUGGGCAGAACCCUGAUCUCUGCGGACCCCUUCUACCGAACCGCGCCUCCCAGCGGCCACGGGAGCCGCUUCACUGCGCCCAACUGAGCCUGAGGCCUGGGUUUGCCCACCCCAGAGGACAGGAGCCGACUACUGUCCCUAUUCCCACAUCCCCCCGGGGGCUCCCCGGCUACUUUCUUAAUGAAAUAAAAGCAGUGAAGCCAA